AUGGAAAGAGCAACCACCACAGAGGACUAUGACAUGACCACAGAAUAUGAUUAUGGAGAUUCAACUCCAUGUCAGAAGACAGAGGUGAGGGCUUUUGGGGCCCAACUGCUUCCCCCUUUGUAUUCCCUGGUGUUUGUCAUUGGCCUGGUUGGCAACAUCCUAGUGGUCUUGCUCUUCAUGCAAUAUAAGAGGCUCAAAAGCAUGACCAGUAUCUACCUCCUCAACCUGGCCAUUUCUGACCUGGUCUUCCUUUCCACGCUGCCCUUUUGGAUUGACUACAAACUAAAGGAUAACUGGAUUUUUGGUGAUGUCAUGUGCAAAUUCCUCUCAGGGUUUUAUUACAUAGGCUUGUACAGCGAGAUCUUUUUCAUCAUCCUACUGACGUUCGACAGGUACCUGGCCAUUGUUCAUGCUGUAUUUGCCCUGCGGGCCCGAACCAUCACCUUUGGUAUCAUAAGCAGUAUUGUCGCCUGGGCCCUGGCCAUCUUGGCAUCCAUCCCAGGCUGGCAAUUUUCCAAGGCCCAAUUAGAGAUCAGUCAUUUCACCUGCAGCCUUCACUUCCCUCAUGGAAGCCUAAAAGGGUGGAAACAAUUCCAGGCUCUGAAACUGAACAUUUUGGGGCUGGUUUUGCCUCUGUUGGUUAUGAUUAUCUGCUACUCAGGAAUUAUAAAGAUUCUGCUUAGAAGACCAAAUGAGAAGAAGGCCAAAGCAGUCCGCCUGAUUUUUGUCAUCAUGAUCAUCUUCUUUCUCUUUUGGACCCCCUAUACCCUGGCUAUGUUAGUCUCUGCUUUCCAAGACUCUCUUUUUACCAAUGAGUGUGAGCAGAGCAAACAGCUGGACCUGGCCAUACAAGUGACAGAGACAAUCUCCUUCACACACUGCUGCAUCAACCCCAUCAUCUACGUCUUCGUUGGUGAGCGGUUCAGGAGGUAUCUCCAUCAGUUGUUCCACAGAAUCUUUGCAGUGCGCCUGGCUAAAUGGCUUCCCUUCCUGUCUACAGAGAGGUUGGAGAGGGCCAGCUCUAUGUCUCCCUCCACAAGGGAGGAUGAACUUUCUGUGGGGCUCUGA
This is a messenger RNA of Orycteropus afer afer, 1068 nucleotides long. RefSeq names its product C-C chemokine receptor type 1. Gene Ontology annotation, biological process: positive regulation of monocyte chemotaxis; chemotaxis; immune response. Gene Ontology annotation, cellular component: membrane; cytoplasm. NCBI's taxonomy places the organism in Eukaryota, Metazoa, Chordata, Mammalia, Tubulidentata, Orycteropodidae. The record is from RefSeq and is a predicted model, not a curated record. Gene Ontology annotation, molecular function: C-C chemokine receptor activity; chemokine (C-C motif) ligand 7 binding; chemokine (C-C motif) ligand 5 binding.